AUGGAGAACACAGACCUUAUUGCUCGGGUGUACGCCGUCCCCCACGACCAGCGGCGGGCCUGGUACGCGCUGAAGGCGAGUUCACGCUACAUUGCGCCUACGAACUAUAAGGAGGAGGACUGCGUCGAAUAUGGUCGCCACAGUCGAGCCGCGACAGAACUACCAGAAGAGAACAGCGUUCCGGCGCACCUGAACAGGCCCCGCCUCGAUAUAAAAUUCAGUGACAUACCACGAACCAAGCACGGGAUUGUUUUUGGAUGUGAUCCCAACAGCGAUGUUGUCCUCCCCAAUUUGAAAGGUCUCAGCAGGUACCACUUUAGCUUCACGUUCGACGACGCAAAUCGACUCAUCGUCAGAGACUGGGGCUCCCUAAUGGGAACGGAGGUGACCUAUGAUGAUCAAGGAUACGGCACUCGAAGCGACUUCCGAUGGAUCGUCGGCGGCGAUCCCAACGCGGAGGACAAGACGUGCAUCACAAUUACAGUCCACCAAACGGUAAGGUUUCAAAUUAUUGCCGUACCCCAUCACGUGAGUUCGACAGAAUACCUCCACAAUGUCCAGCGGUUCCGCCAAGGCACGGCAAGCGCAGAAGAUCUCUUCCGUGAUCUCGACCUUCCACACCAGCCUGACACGGAACUUCCCACCGGCACCCAUACGCCUAGCAGACGGGAUAUUCACCUGCGGAAACAGCUUGGCAGGGGAUCAUUUGGUACUGUGACGCAUUUCUGGAACGUCAGCGAUGGGAGCGAGUACGCUCUGAAGGAACCUACCGCGAAAGCGAUACGACUGAAACAAAGCAACAAGAUCGCAUGGCGGGAUGUGGAGAGGGGGUGGAAGCAGGAAGCAAACAUUAUGGCUGGUCUCUCCCAUCCGAACAUCGUACGACUCUUGUUCGCCGACUUCGAUGUAUAUCCACGAUUGUACCUGGAAUACAUCCCCGGAGGCACCUUGGAGAGUUACGGUGAUUUCUCUAUUGUCGAAUGUGCCUCGGUUCUAUCUCAAUGUCUGUCGGCGUUGAAGUAUCUGCACGCGAGAGACCCACCACUUGCGCACCGUGACAUCCAGCCGGGCAACAUUCUCGUUCAAUUGCGGAGUCCAGACCUGAUUGAAGUCAAAUUCGGUGACUUUGGCUUGUCGAAGGAUAACGGCGAGUUAUUGACGAUUUGUGGAAGCCACAAAUAUCUUGCGCCAGAGAUAUAUAAAAUCCAGGAGCGCGUCAAUGCUGGUGGAAGAGAGAAGAUGACUUACACCGUCGCCGUUGAUGUCUGGUCCCUUGGUGUCGUUGUAUAUCAGAUGAUGAGCGCCCUGCCCCACUACAAAUCUCACUACCAGUCAGAUUGGUGCGAGAAAAUCGCCAACAAGCUUGCAAGGGACCUUUCGAGACGACCGGAUGAGCUGCAAGGAUUCCUCCUCGAUGCGAUGGUGGUUCUAUCGCCGGCAAAGCGACGCUCAGCCAGGGAGUGCUAUGACCGAUUGCUGCUCCUUGGCAUUAUCGCGCAAGUGGGGAAGGCAGCGAACCGGCCGACGCUCGAGGGUGUACAGGUUACUCUCCAUCGGUAG
Purpureocillium takamizusanense is the source of this 1560-nucleotide messenger RNA. Its product is annotated as Non-specific serine/threonine protein kinase. The transcript has 3 exons. Lineage: Eukaryota; Fungi; Ascomycota; Sordariomycetes; Hypocreales; Ophiocordycipitaceae. Gene Ontology annotation, molecular function: ATP binding; protein binding; protein serine/threonine kinase activity. The coding region runs from base 1 to 1560 and encodes 519 amino acids. The record is from RefSeq and is a predicted model, not a curated record. Gene Ontology annotation, cellular component: cytoplasm. Gene Ontology annotation, biological process: protein phosphorylation.